AUGCUGGUCUCCUACAUACAAAACUUAGAAAAAAUUGGUUACGCUCCGACAUCAAAAGACGUUAGGCACAUGGCGUUUACAUUUGCUGAAAAAAAAAACGGUCUAAAGUGUAGAUUUAAGAAAGACGUUCAACUCGCAGGUUAUGACUGGUUCAAACUUUUUUUGAGGAGGCAUCCGACUUUGUCAAUGAGAGUGGCUCAGGGUCGAUCUAUUGCUCGUUCACUGGGAAUGUCUCAUAAUGAGGUUGAUCCAUAUUUUAAAUUACUUGGGGAGACAUUGGAAAAACACAAUUUGCUUGAUAAGCCAGGAAAAAUUUUUAAUAUGGACGAAACUGGGCUGCAGCUUUGCAAUAAGCCUGACAAAGUUGUUGCCACUAAAGGGUCCAAGGAUGUUCAGUCAGUGACAAGUGCAGAAAAAGGAGAGACUAUAAGUAUCAUAGCAUGCUGUAAUGCCGAAGGCAAUUAUCUCCCACCUUACGUUAUAUUUAAAGGGAAGAAUAAGAAAAAAGAGUUUGAAGACAAUAUGCCACCUGGUUCAACUGUUGUUAUUUCGCCGGAUUCAGCCUACGUUAAAAGUAGUAUUUUUGCAUCAUGGAUAAAGAGGCACUUUUUACCUAGAAAAGGGCCCGGUCCUGUUGUGCUGGUUCUUGAUGGGCAUGCUUCCCAUUGCAGCGAUGUUGACAUGUUGGAUUUUUUAGCCGAAAAUGAUAUUCAUGUACUCUGUUUACCAAGUCAUACUAAGCACUGGCUACAACCUCUUGACAGGUCAUUUUUCAAGCCCUUAAAGACUUACUGGAACAGUGCUUGUGGGCAGUGGAUCCGAAAUCACCCUGGACGUAGAAUUACAAGAUAUCAGUUCGGAGAAUUAUUAAAUCAGGCAUGGAAACAAGCCGCAACCAACCAAAAUGCAGUUUCUGGGUUUGAGGCAUGCGGAAUAUUUCCAUUAAACCCGGAUAAAAUUCCGGAUUAUGCAUAUGUGCUCUCAGAACAAUCAGAUCAACAUGCCGAAACUUUAGUCCAUAUCGUUGCAGAAAAUUCUGAAGACCCUGUUGAACCCGAAGACGAAAACACCGAUUUAAAUAGAACAAUAUCAUUUGAGGAUAUUGUCCCGCUCCCUUCCAUAUCUAGUCCUAGCAGACCACGUCCUCGUAAACAACAUGCUGAAUUGCUUACUUCCCCACAAUUCCGUGAAAGAAAGUGCUAG
Molecule: messenger RNA, 1203 nt
Organism: Anoplophora glabripennis (Asian longhorned beetle)
Lineage: Eukaryota; Metazoa; Arthropoda; Insecta; Coleoptera; Cerambycidae
Exons: 1
Coding region: 1-1203 (400 amino acids)
Cellular component (GO): nucleus
Molecular function (GO): DNA binding
Source: RefSeq, a predicted model, not a curated record